Molecule: messenger RNA, 1467 nt
Organism: Hibiscus syriacus
Lineage: Eukaryota; Viridiplantae; Streptophyta; Magnoliopsida; Malvales; Malvaceae
Product: oxidation resistance protein 1-like
Exons: 9
Coding region: 172-1284 (370 amino acids)
Source: RefSeq, a predicted model, not a curated record
AUUUUUCCUCACCCAUAAUUUUCUUUAUCGUCUUCCUAGUCUUUAUUCAAACCAGAGAACUUUAAUUUUUCCCCUUCAAUUCUAAAAAAAAAUCAUUAAUUUGCUUAUAUAUAUAUGGAUUAAAAUCUGUAUGUGUAUAUAUCUAUUUCCCAGGAAAAAAUUGGGGUGAAAAUGUACACGUUGAAAGACAAAGUAGCGGGAAGUCUUUCACGUUUAUUUGCAGAUUCACCGUCUCCUUCUCCUCCAUCUUCUGCGCCAGAUCUUUCUCAGGCCAGAUGGUACUCCAAAGGGUCAAAAUCUGUGUCUUCAAUAGUUUCUGACAUUAUCCCUUCACUAAGCUACGGUGAGUCUGAAUUGAAUGAUAAUGGAACUAGUCUAAAGCCGGUUCAGUCGCAUCCCAUUAGAUGGAAAAAUUACAAAUUAGAGAUGCAACAUGAAGUCCCAAACAGCGGGAAAGUUUGGACUCAUAAUGAGGAUAAGCAAAUGGUUGUUAAACUUGGUCAUAACAACUUCGAGAUGCAAUAUGAAGCCCCAAAUAGUGGUGAAGAAUACACCACUCCUUGUACGAGUAGGGAAUUAAAAAAGGCCAGUGAAGAUGAGAAGAAAAUUUGGAUUGAUAAUGAUGAUAAUAAGCAAAUGGUUGUUAAACUUAGUCCUCAUAGUGAGAAUAGGGACAACGUUUCUGAAAGGAGCAGUACUGAUUCUGAAGAAUUUCAAGAAGCAAGUGGACAGCAGAGUCCAAUGAAGCCUACACCAAAACUUUCUGAUGAAUCUGUAUUCAUUAGCUAUGAUUUGUACGAGUUCUUAAUGUCUUCCCUUCCCAAUAUUGUUAAAGGGUGUGAAUGGAUGUUGUUGUAUAGUACGUUAAAGCAUGGUAUAUCACUUCGUACUCUAAUUCGUAAGAGUGCUGCACUUCCUGGCCCUUGUUUGCUGAUUACUGGAGAUAAGCAAGGGGCUGUCUUUGGGGCAAUGUUAGAAUGUCCAUUGAUACCUACACCGAAGAGAAAAUAUCAGGGAACGAACCAGACUUUCGUAUUCACAACCAAAUAUGGUGAACCGAGGCUAUUUAGAACCACUGGUGUGAAUCGUUAUUAUUAUAUAUGUAUGAAUGACAUGUUAGCACUCGGAGGUGGUGGAAACUUUGCUUUGAGCUUCGACGGAGAUCUGUUGAGUGGAACUAGUGGACCUUGUGAAACGUUCGGGAACCUAUGUUUGGCUCGUAACGAAAACUUCGAACUAAAGAACGUGGAGCUUUGGGGAUUUACACAUGCAUCACGAAACUGAAAGCAAGUGAAAGAAAGACUGAAGUUUAUUUGUUUUUAAGCUGAAAUGAUAAAACCAGUAUCGGAAUUGUCAUUCUUUAUUCUUUAAUUUGUACCAUACAUGAUUUGCCCUACAUUUUUGGGGGGCUUAGAUUGAGCGUGGUUGGCAAAUACUUUGUAAGUUAUAAAUUAUGGUUUUCUUGCA